AUGUUGUCGUCCCCCCCGCCGCCGCCGCCACCGCUGCCCUUUGAGGAGCCCCCCGGCUUUGAGCUCUCCCCACUCUUGGCCUUUUUGGCCGGCUUCUCCGAGUCGCUUCCAGAUGUGGAAGACAGCACCUCCUUUGAUUUUGGCAUUGUGCUGCAACGGGAACAAAGCACAACUUUUAACGCGGGUUCGAAAGGCCUGCACAGGGGCCCGCUCACAAAAAGGACCCCCCCCUACGGAACCAGGGGCCUGCUUAUUAUAAUGCUCUGGAUGUCAAAGCUGAUGGAUGGUUACCAGGUUCCGGCCCUCUCCGACACCUUUGAGAGGCUCCUGGAGCCCCUGGAUCUGGACCAGUUCCACCACACGCCCUCAGGAAACCUGUUUUUGUUGGGCCGACCCAGCCGCGGACUUUACGCUCAGAACAGACUACAUGAAUGGAGUGACCCGGAUGGGGACGCAUUGGACGCGUGCGGGGGCGCGGGCCACGGUCACGCAGGUCCUCUGACACCCCACCGGCUCCGUUUAGCCACUUUAGAGACCGGUCUCCUGCCUAAGUACAGCUACAGACGUGGCGCGAUCCGCCGCCACGCGCUACGCGGAGCAGGCUGCCCCUUGUCGCCCAGGCAACGGGGCGUGGCCAAGCCGCCCGCGGAACAGGUGAUCGACGUGAUUGGCUGCGGGGUCGGACGAUGUACCGGCGCGCCAUGGCUCCAUUCGCGGGGCUCCGAGUCAGCGGCUGACGCUGCCCGGGAAGGCCGGCCAGACUCCCCCAGCCUGCGGACUCAGCGGCAGCAGCACCCGGACGGCGGCUUCUCUCCCUCCUCUCUGCCCGGAGCUGUGUGACACCAUGCUGAGCCCUGCCUUCCGUGCCCACGGCCUGCUGGUGGCCUCUCACCCGUGGGAGGUGAUCGUGGGGACGGUCACCCUCACCAUCUGCAUGAUGUCCAUGAACAUGUUCACCGGCAACGACCAGAUCUGUGGCUGGAACCUGGACUGUCCCAAAACAGAGGAGGAACUCCUGAGCAGCGACAUCAUCAUCCUGACCAUCACACGCUGCAUCGCCAUCGUCUACAUUUACUUCCAGUUCCGGAGCCUCAGACAACUGGGAUCCAAGUACAUUUUAGGCAUUGCCGGUCUUUUCACAAUAUUCUCCAGUUUUGUGUUCAGCACUGUGGUCAUUCAUUUCUUCGAUAAGGAGCUCACGGGCCUCAAUGAGGCGUUGCCCUUUUUCCUGCUUCUCAUCGACCUCUCCAAAGCCUGUGCUCUCGCAAAGUUUGCCCUCAGCUCCAGUUCUCAGGACGAGGUGAGAGACAACAUCGCCUCUGGCAUGGCGGUUCUGGGACCUACCUUUACUCUGGAUGCGCUGGUGGAGUGCUUAGUGAUCGGAGUCGGAACCAUGUCAGGUGUGCGGCAGCUGGAGAUCAUGUGCUGCUUUGGGUGCAUGUCCAUCCUGGCCAACUACUUUGUGUUCAUGACGUUCUUCCCUGCGUGUGUCUCACUGGUUCUGGAGCUGUCACGAGAGAGUCAGGAGGGCCAUCCUAUCUGGCAGCUGGGUCAUUUCUCCAGAGUGAUGGAAGAGGAGGACAAAAAGCCCAACCCUGUUACGCAGAGGGUCAAAAUAAUCAUGUCUCUGGGCCUGGUGAUGGUUCAUGCCCACAGCCGCUGGAUAUCCAAGCCCUUCUCCAACAGCACAGCAAACAUCCCACAGGUGGGCAUGGAGGUGGAGCACCUGUCAGCCAGAAGGAUCGAGCCAGAGAAAUCCCUCUGGCACUUCUAUCUGUCCAGGAUGAUUACCAUGGACAUAGAGCAGGUGAUCUGCCUGACCUUGGCCCUACUGCUCGCCAUUAAGUACAUCUUCUUUGAGCAAGUGGAAAUGGAGUCUACGCUGUCCCUAAGGAACCCCAUCACUAUGUCCACUCCCACUCCAUCUGUGGACAAGGAGAGGUGCUGCGUGAAGGAGCUGGCUGCUCCCGCAUCCUUAGCCCUCACUGCCGCACACGAGGAAGCCCACAAGGAAGAGAGAGAUGAAGUCAUCCGGCCAGUAACCACCACCAGCACUGAUUGUCAGCAAAGGAGCUGCUUCACCAUUGGAGAAGAAGAAGAAGAGUCCGAGUCUCAAACGGCUCAGCUUAGUCCCCCCCAGGGCCCCAGAGACCUGGAUGACUGCGUGGCCAUCCUCAACAACCCUGAGCUGGGGCCCUGCUUUCUGAGUGAUGCUGAGGUGAUACUGCUGGUAACAUCCAAACACAUCCCCGCAUACAAACUGGAAACUAUGAUGGAGAGGCCAGAGAGAGGAGUGGCCAUACGAAGGCAGUUGAUAUCUCCCAAACUGCCCGGCCCCUCCGUGCUGUCCUCUCUGCCGUUCACCAACUAUGACUAUUCCAAGGUCGUAGGUACCUGCUGUGAAAAUGUGAUCGGUUACAUACCUGUACCAGUGGGAGUUGCUGGACCACUACACCUGGAUGGGAAACAGUUCCAAGUUCCCAUGGCAACCACAGAGGGCUGCUUGGUUGCAAGCACUAACCGUGGAUGUCGAGCAAUCGCAUUGGGUGGUGGCGUCCACAGUCGCAUCCUGGCCGACAGCAUGACCCGUGGACCUGUAGUGAGGUUACCUUCUGCUUGCAAAGCCGCGGAGGUCAAGGCCUGGCUCGAGAGUCCUGACGGUUUUCAGGCAGUCAAAGAGAGUUUUGACAACACCAGCAGGUUUGCUCGGCUUCAGAGGCUUCUGGUGGGCCUCGCCGGGAGGAAUCUAUACAUCCGCUUCCAUUCCAAGACUGGAGACGCCAUGGGCAUGAACAUGAUCUCUAAGGGCACAGAACAGGCUCUGAGCACGCUGCAGCAGCACUUCCCAGAAGUGCAGGUUAUCGCUGUGAGCGGGAACUACUGCACGGACAAGAAACCAGCCGCCAUCAACUGGAUUGAGGGCAGGGGCAGGUCUGCUGUGUGUGAAGCCACCAUUCCUGCCAGGGUGGUCCAAGAGGUCUUGAAAACCACAACAGAGGCUCUGAUUGAAGUCAACAUCAAUAAAAACCUAGUGGGCUCAGCUAUGGCCGGCAGCAUUGGUGGAUUUAAUGCUCAUGCAGCCAACUUGGUGACUGCCAUCUACAUAGCCUGUGGACAGGAUCCAGCCCAGGCGGUGGGCAGCAGCAACUGCAUCACCCUGAUGGAGCGGUCAGGACCAACAGGGGAGGACCUGAGCAUCAGCUGCACGAUGCCCUCUAUAGAACUGGGCACUGUAGGAGGAGGCACCAACCUGCCCCCGCAGCAGGCCUGCCUGCAGAUGCUGGGUGUGCAGGGGGCCAGUCAGGACUGUCCAGGGGAGAAUGCGCGGCAGCUGGCCAGGAUUGUGUGCGCUACAGUGCUGGCUGGAGAACUCUCACUGAUGGGGGCUCUGGCUGCCGGGCACCUGGUCAAGAGUCACAUGACACACAACAGAUCUAAGGUGAACCUGCAGGGUACCCCGGCAGCCUGCAGCAGGUAAAGCCUGCAGACAGCCCGAGGCCGACCAUCCACCUGCAGCACAGAGCACCGGCGGAACACUUUAGCCACCUAAACCUGGACAAUGUGAGAGCUGGGAGAGAUGUCGAACAUCUUUGAAGGCCUCCACUCACAACCCGCUGUGUUUUCAACAAACCAUGCUCAGGAUAUAAAAGGGAUCCGUGUGGGAAGAAAGCAGGUGGAACAACUGUGAAACAGUAUAGAUCCACCAACCAUCUUAUUUCCAACUUAUGAUUCAGUGUGCAUGAACAGAAUGUGAAAUGGUGCUUAAUAAAACUAAGCCUUUGCAUCCAAUAUUAACUGACAAAGGUUGCUUGCUGCACACUGGGUGUGACCAGGCCUUUGGCAGGGUUCAGGGGCUGUGGAUCCCUGGUCCUGUCACCUGGGCCCCUGGUUCCCCUGCAGAGGGGUCAGUGGACCCCACAGAGAUGGCUGGUUCCCCAGAAGCCCAAUCCUCUUUUUCUCAAGGAGGUGCCUAAAGUUGACAUUUUACUGGCCAAAAAAAACCUUUAAAUUUAAUAUUAGAGAAAAGAGACAACCUGUUGUCUGAAAAUAAUGAGACUAGACGCUGUGGCGGGCAGUAGGUUUGACCGCACAUUCCCAAAGCUGACCUGCUUGCUCAUGAGGAGGGGACAGAUUGUUAAGAAAUGCUUUCUGCAUUUAGACGUAUUGUUGAUUGAGAAACUCGCAGCCGGAUGAUGCGAGAAACUUGAAUGAAUAAAGACACUUGAAGCAGACAUUCU
Menidia menidia (Atlantic silverside) is the source of this 4238-nucleotide messenger RNA. Lineage: Eukaryota; Metazoa; Chordata; Actinopteri; Atheriniformes; Atherinopsidae. The record is from the annotation of a GenBank genome assembly.